AGUAGCCAAACGUCUUUCAAACAGUAUGCAUAUAAACCAUGGCGUAAGAGCACAACGCUCAGUUAAAUCGACUCGCGCGCGUUUAGACAUCCGCCUUUGAUAUUGUCUAUGACUUUGAUCGCGACUUUCGAAAUUCAAAAAAGUUUUCUUUUUAAUUGACGUCAAUAUUUUUAAUUUCUGCUGCGUUAAAGAUCCAGACCGAGUGACAGAGGGUUUGACGAAAAUGGAGCAGAUUAACGGUUACGUCGCGUCCUGCCCAUUUAAUGGUGAUAGUGAGGUGAAAGUGGAAAAUCAGAAACAAGUAAAGCCGAAUCUUCGCGUGAAAGUACCACAGCCGUUGAGGCUGAAAAACCAUCUGGUACAGGAAGAGAACUUCGAUACUUUGCAGUCGAGGUCCAAUGAUUUUACUAGUAAUAAUACAAAAUGUACAGAAAAAUUAUGUCAGUCAAGUAUUAUGGACAUCCCGAACAGAGGCGACACACCAAGAGCAAUAGAAGAGGUUUACAAAGAUGCAGAAUCGUUUCUAGAGCAAUACUUUGCCUCUAUUUACAGAGAGAAUACAGAAUCUCAUCGUGCAAGAUUAGAAAAAGUCAAGCAGGAAUUGAAUGAGACGGGGACAUAUCAAUUGAAAACUUCAGAGCUGGUGUUCGGAGCAAAGUUGGCGUGGCGUAAUGCGACCAGGUGCAUAGGGCGGAUACAAUGGAAGAAGUUACAAAUAUUCGAUUGCAGAGAAGUAACUACUCCCACUGGUAUGUUCGAGGCACUAUGCAACCACAUAAAAUACGCCACAAAUAAAGGCAAUAUUAGAUCAGCAAUAACCAUUUUUCCACAGCGCACUAAGGAUAAGAGAGAUUACAGAAUAUGGAACGCACAACUCAUAAGUUAUGCUGGAUAUCUACAGUCUGAUGGAACAGUGCUUGGUGAUCCCGCUAGAGUUGAAUUCACAGAUGUUUGCAUAAAACUCGGCUGGAAACCGCGCUACACCGCGUGGGAUAUACUACCGUUGGUGCUAUCGGCUGAUGGUAAAGAUCCACAGUACUUCGAGAUACCAGCUGAGAUAGUCAUGGAAGUGCACAUGGAGCACCCCAACUAUGAUUGGUUCAAGGAUUUGGGGUUGAGAUGGUACGCGUUACCAGCGGUCUCUAACAUGAGGCUCGACUGCGGAGGACUAGAAUUCACUGGUACUGCUUUCAACGGAUGGUAUAUGGGAACUGAAAUCGGUUGCCGUAAUUUCAGCGACUCGAACCGGCGAAAUAUUAUCGAGAGCGUCGCUUUAAAAAUGGGCUUGGACACAAACUCAUACGUGUCACUGUGGCGAGACAAAGCACUAGUGGAGGUGAAUAUUGCAGUCCUGCACAGUUUCCACCGGGACAACGUCUCCAUUGUCGACCAUCACUCCGCCUCCGAACAGUUCAUAAAGCACUUGGAUAAUGAAAACAAGAGCAGGGGAGGUUGCCCAGCUGACUGGGUUUGGAUUGUACCUCCUAUGUCAGGAUCAUUGACUUCGGUGUUUCAUCAAGAAAUGGCUUUAUAUUAUAUCAAACCUUCAUAUGAUUAUCAAGAACCUGCAUGGAAGUCACAUCAAUGGUCUGAUAAGCCUGCUAUAAAGAAUAAGACUGGAAAGAAGCGCUUUAUUCAGAUUGCUCGCGCAAUCAGGUUCACAUCGAAGCUAUACGGCAGAGCUCUCUCCAAGCGAAUAAAAGCUACUAUACUCUAUGCAACGGAGACGGGCAAAUCUGAACAGUAUGCGAAAGAGCUAGGUACCAUUUUUGGACACGCCUUCAACGUACAGGUCCACUGUAUGGCAGAUUACGAUAUGUUUUCAAUAGAACAUGAAACUUUAUUAUUGAUAGUUACCUCAACAUUUGGAAAUGGAGAAGCGCCAGCUAAUGGAAUAGACUUCAUUGAACAUCUUUACAAUAUGUUUUUCAAUGAAGCAAAACAUCGCGGCGAUCAAACUGGAGAUAUUAAUUCAGGGAAUAUGAAAGUUCCUACACCAAAAUCCUUAAUGAGAACGAACAGCGUAAUGACGCCAAGUAUUGAAUACAAAAGACAAUUGACUAGAUUGGAGUCAAAUAAAAGCAGCAUUGCGGGUUCAACAUCAACAGAACAUCUGGGUCCCCUUAGUAAUGUUUGCUUCGCAGUGUUCGCUUUAGGGUCUAGUGCUUAUCCAAAAUUCUGUAAUUUUGGAAAAACUGUGGAUAAAAUACUAGGAGAUUUGGGUGGAGAGCGACUUUUAGAACUUGUUUGUGGAGAUGAGAUGUAUGGACAAGAGCAACAGUUUCGAAGUUGGUCAUCUAACAUUUUUCAUGUAGCAUGUGACACAUUUUGUUUAGAUGAAAAUGAUAUGGUCAAAGAUGCAAAGAAAGCAUUAGGGACACUCCCUUUGUCAGAAGAAACUGUUAGAUUUAGUAAAGCACAUGCUCGUAUUACAUUGAAAAGUGCUCUUGAAGCUGGUUUUAGAAAACAACUAGUGCCCUGCACUGUGAAAGAAAAUAAGAUGCUGGGUGAUUAUACUGCCGAUAGAGCUACUAUAUUUGUGGAUAUGGAACCUGAACACGAAAUAAAAUACGAUCCUGGAGACCACGUAGGUGUGAUGGCAUGUAACAGAAAAGAAAUUGUUGACGCUGUGUUGAAGAGACUAAAAUUAGACAAAUGUGAUGCAACUGUGCAACUAGAAGUCAUGAAAGAGACUCUCACUGCUACAGGUGUUCGAAAGACAUGGGAAAAACAUGAGCGUCUACCAUCAGUUACAGUUAGGGAUUUAUUCACACGAUUUUUGGAUAUAACUACCCCACCGUCAACAACAGUUUUAAAAUAUCUUGCUAGUAAAUGCAGUGAUGUAAACGAAGCAAGCAAAAUUAGCGAACUCAUAACGGAUUCCAACAAAUAUAAUGAUUGGAGAUAUUUUGAGUAUCCCAAUCUGGCUGAAAUCUUCCAACAGUUCCCUUCAUGCCAACCUGAAGCAUCACUAAUUGCAACCUUGCUGCCGCCACUGCAGCCAAGAUUUUAUUCAAUCUCUUCUUCACCAUUAGUACAUCAAAACAGGAUACAUAUUACAGUAGCAGUGGUUACUUAUAAAACACAAGAUGGUCAAGGACCAACACAUUACGGAGUGUGUUCUACAUACCUAAAAGAUGCAAAUCCAGGUGAACAAAUUCUACUAUUCAUACGACGGUACGUUGUGAAAGUUUAAAAAAAAAUAUUACACUUGCAUACUUUUACUUUCAAUAACAUUUAUCUUUUACAGCGCACCAAGCUUCCAUCUUCCUAAAGAUAUAUCAGUACCACUAAUUUUAGUCGGGCCAGGUUCUGGUAUUGCGCCAUUUAGAGGAUUUUGGCAUCACAGAAGCCACCAGAUCAAGAAUCUUAGCGACGGGAAAAAUAAACCAGGAUCUGUUUGGUUAUUUUUCGGAUGUAGAAACAGAGGUAUGGAUUUAUACAAAGAAGAAAAAGAAAAAUUUUUGCAAGAAGGGGUCCUCAGUAAAGUUAUGUUAGCUUUGUCAAGAGAAAAAGGCGUUGACAAGAAACACGUUCAAGCUCUUCUAGAAGAAGAAGGUGAACAAGUAACACGAAUGUUAGUCGAUGAAGAUGGUCAUUUAUACGUUUGUGGUGAUUGCAAAAUGGCAGAAGAAGUACAACAAAAAAUAAAAUUAAUCAUCAAAAAGCAUGCUCAAAUGUCAGACGCUGCUGUUGAUGAUUUUAUGUUGGAGUUGAUGGAUGAGAACAGAUAUCAUGAAGACAUAUUUGGAAUAACUCUUCGUACUGCCGAAGUUCACAGUGCAUCAAGAGAAUCAGCUAAGAAAACUCGUUUGGCAUCGCAAUCUCAAGUUUGAAGAAAUCAUCCUUCCCAUUAUCAUUGAACAAAUCAAUAAUUAGGUAUUGACCGACUGAACGAUAAUAUAC
Molecule: messenger RNA, 3906 nt
Organism: Diatraea saccharalis (sugarcane borer)
Lineage: Eukaryota; Metazoa; Arthropoda; Insecta; Lepidoptera; Crambidae
Source: the annotation of a GenBank genome assembly